Molecule: messenger RNA, 2220 nt
Organism: Triticum aestivum (bread wheat)
Lineage: Eukaryota; Viridiplantae; Streptophyta; Magnoliopsida; Poales; Poaceae
Product: pentatricopeptide repeat-containing protein At1g08070, chloroplastic
Exons: 1
Coding region: 73-2016 (647 amino acids)
Biological process (GO): RNA modification
Molecular function (GO): RNA binding; protein binding
Source: RefSeq, a predicted model, not a curated record
GUACGCGCAAAAAAAAAAGUUCGAACCUGCAGCUGGUGGCGUUGCUUCCCCUUUGCCGCCGUAGCGCCGGCCAUGCUCACGGUGUCUCUCCUAGACGCGCAACUCGCUCGGUGCUCCUCCGCGCGCCAUCUCCUCCAGAUUCACGGCCAGUUCAUCGCCUCCGGCCUCCUCGCCGAUGCCUUCGCCGCCAGCCGCCUCCUCCUCUUCACCUCCGCCACCCGCCUCCUCCCGCUCCCCAUCCACCAUUCGUUCCGCCUCCUCCGACUCGUCCGCUGUCCCAACGCCUUCUCCUGCAACACGCUCCUCAAGGCGGCCCUGCUCGCCGGGACGCCGCACGUCUGCCUACCACUCUACACCUCCCUGCCAACGUCCCCCGACUCCUACACCCACCCCAUCCUCGCCGCCGCCUGCGCCGCCAGGAGGGACGUGAAUGAAGGCAGGCAGGUGCACUCACACGCUAUCAAGCACGGGUUCGGUGAUGAUUUGUACCUCAGGAACGGCCUGAUGCAUAUGUACUCUGUUUGCGGCUGCCUCUGGGACGCACGCAGGGUGUUUGACGCAGGUCCCGUGUGGGACGCUGUUUCGUGGAACACCAUCCUGGCUGCGUACGUGCAUGCUGGGGAUGUCGAUCAGGCGGUUGGGGUGUUCGCACGGAUGCCAAAGCGGAAUGCCACAGCGGUGAGCUCCAUGGUGUCAUUGUUUGGGAGGAGGGGUAUGGUGGACGAGGCAAGAGGGGUGUUUGACGAGGCCGAUUGCAGGGAUAUUUUCACGUGGACUGCCAUGAUUUCUUGCUUUGAGCGGAACAGCAUGUUUGCAGAGGCGUUGCACAUGUUCUCCUGCAUGCGUCGAGAGAUGUGGCCUGUGGACGAGGCGCUGAUGGUCAGCGUGGUGUCCGCUUGUGCACAGUCGGAGGUGAUUCGAAAUGGGGAACUAUGCCAUGGACUGGUUAUCAGGGCUGGCCUUUGUUCGCUGCUAAAUAUUCAGAAUGUGCUGAUCCACAUGUACUCAUGUUGCCUGGAUGUUGUUGCAGCAUGGAGGUUGUUUGACAGCGGUGACUGCUUGGACCAGUUCUCCUGGAACUCAAUGAUAGCAGGCUAUCUAAAGAAUGGUCAUGUCGAAAAUGCAAUGACAUUGUUCAAUGCAAUGUCUGACAAGGACAAUGUUUCUUGGAGUACAAUGAUUUCUGGUUGUGUGCAGAAUAACCAAUCGUCAGAUGCACUCGCUGUCUUCGAUAACAUGCGAGCCCAGGGAGUCAGGCCGGAUGAGGUUACUGUUGUUAGUGUUAUAUCUGCAUGCACUAAUCUGUCUGCUCUGGAGAAAGGAAAGUCGGUGCAUGAUUAUGUAAGGCAAAACAAAUGUUACAUCAGUCUUGUACUUGGGACUAGCCUCAUUGACAUGUACAUGAAGUGUGGAUACUUGGAAGCUGCAAUGGAUGUUUUCAACAUAAUGGAAGAAAAAGGAGCACCUUGCUGGAAUGCUGUAAUUGUGGGGUUGGCGAUGAACGGCCUUGUGACAAAAUCCCUUGAGAUGUUCUCAGAGAUGGAAGCAUCCGGCACUGCCAUCCCGAAUGAGAUAACUUUCAUCGGAGUUUUGAGUGCUUGCAGACAUGCUGGCCUAGUUGAGGAGGGCCGCCACUUCUUCAAGUUGAUGCAGCACAAGUACCGAAUUGUGCCAAACAUCAGACACUAUGGAUGCAUGGUUGAUCUUCUUGGACGUGCUGGAUAUGUUAAGGAGGCUGAGGAUCUGAUUGAGAGCAUGCCCAUGUUACCUGAUGUUCCAGCAUGGGGUGCAUUGCUUAGUGCCUGCUGGAAGCAUGGUGAAAAUGAGGUUGGAGAAAGGGUGGGCAGGAAGCUUGUCAAUCUGGAUCCUCGCCAUGACGGAUUUCACACUAUGUUAUCUAACAUAUAUGCUAAAGAGGGGAUGUGGCAAUCAGUAAAUGACCUAAGGGACUCCAUGAAGCAACGACAUGUCUCAAAAGUUUCAGGAUAUAGUGUCGUUGAAAUGUCUCAUUCUUGAGAUUCUAGCAGUUGAUCGCACCUCAGAUGAAAAUCUUAGAUAGGUCCAAGUUGAAGCCUUACAAGGUCAUGAAUGGAUCUUUACUUAUCUGCGAUUUGUGCUUCUGACUUUCUAUCAUCGUGUGUAUUUUGAUAAGCCUGUUGUUCACUUCAUGUUUCCUCUAUCUAUGCUUGCAGAUUCAAAUAAAAAAUUCACAUGGCAUCA